AUGGCCCCCGCUCCGCCCCCCGCCGCCUCCUUCUCCCCCGCCGAGGUCCAGCGGCGCCUGGCGGCCGGCGCCUGCUGGGUCCGCUGCGGGGCCCGCCUCUACGACCUCACCGGCUUCGUGAGGCACCACCCAGGGGGCGAGCAGCUGCUGCGGGCACGGGCUGGUCAGGAUGUUAGCGCCGACCUGGACGGGCCACCGCACCGGCACUCGGACAACGCGCGCCGCUGGCUCGAGCAGUACUACGUGGGGGACCUGCAAGGAGACCCUCAGGGUUCCAUGGAGAGUGGGGCUGUGACCUCUGCAAGCACCCAGAAGACAGACCCUGCGAUGGAGCCGAAGCUCAAAGAAGUGGACUGGGACAAGGACCUGGUAGACUGGCGGAAGCCCCUACUGUGGCAGGUAGGCCACUUGGGAGAGAAGUACGAUGAGUGGGUCCACCAGCCGGUGUCCAGGCCCAUCCGCCUCUUCCACUCAGAUCUCGUCGAGGCCCUCAGCAAGACUGUCUGGUACAGCGUCCCCAUCAUCUGGGUUCCCCUGAUGCUGUAUCUCAGUUGGUCCUACUACCGAACCCUCGCCCAGGGCAACGUCCGACUCUUCACGUCCUUCACCACAGAGUACUCAGUAGCCAUGCCUGAGUCCACGUUCCCGGCCCUCUUCAUGCUGGGGCUGCUCCUCUGGAGCCUCGUAGAGUACCUCAUCCACCGCUUCCUGUUCCACAUGAAGCCCCCCAGUGACAGCUCUUACCUCAUCAUGCUGCACUUCGUCAUGCACGGCCAGCACCACAAGGCACCCUUCGACGAGUCCCGCCUGGUCUUCCCCCCUGUGCCAGCCUCUCUGGUGAUAGCUUUCUUCUACAUGUUCUUACGGCUUAUCCUGCCCGAGGCGGUGGGGGGCACUGUGUUUGCAGGGGGCCUCCUGGGCUACGUCAUCUACGACAUGACCCACUACUAUCUGCACUUCGGCUCCCCGCACAAGGGCUCCUACCUGUACAACCUGAAGGCCUACCACGUCAAGCACCACUUCGCAAAUCAGCAGUCAGGAUUUGGCAUCAGCACUAAAGUUUGGGAUCACUUUUUCCACACCCUUAUUCUGGAAGAACCCCACCCGAAGAUACAGUGA
Messenger RNA from Mesoplodon densirostris (Blainville's beaked whale), 1119 nucleotides. It is a transcript of the gene FA2H, whose product is annotated as fatty acid 2-hydroxylase. The record is from RefSeq and is a predicted model, not a curated record. Gene Ontology annotation, molecular function: fatty acid 2-hydroxylase activity; heme binding; iron ion binding. Gene Ontology annotation, biological process: fatty acid metabolic process; lipid biosynthetic process. The transcript is spliced from 7 exons. Bases 1 to 1119 code for a protein of 372 amino acids. NCBI's taxonomy places the organism in Eukaryota, Metazoa, Chordata, Mammalia, Artiodactyla, Ziphiidae. Gene Ontology annotation, cellular component: endoplasmic reticulum; membrane.